CGCGGCAAACAUCGCAGAGAACAUCCAGCUCGGAGAGCUCUAUUGCAGGCAUGUCUCUGCUGAUAUUCUUGACUGGAAUAGUGUUUAUAUUUCUCUACGUGCUUCCGGGAACUCAUUCUUGGGGUAAGGAAGGACACUACAUCACAUGCAAAAUAGCAGAGGGGCUAUUGUCUAGAGAAGCUUCCGAAGCUGUGAAAUCACUGCUUCCAGAAUAUGCUAAUGGUGAUCUGGCUUCUGUUUGCUCUUGGCCAGAUGAAGUAAGUCACCGAGCUGGAUGGAGGUGGAGUAGUCCUUUGCAUUAUGUUGACACACCUGACUUUCGAUGCAACUAUGAUUAUUGUCGUGAUUGCCAUGACUUUGCCAGAAGCAGAAAUAGAUGUGUAACUGGAGCAAUCUAUAACUAUUCAGCACAGUUAUCAACUUAUAAGAAUUCUAAGUUUACUGACCAAUAUAAUCUCACAGAGGCUCUCUUGUUCCUAUCUCAUUUUGUGGGAGACAUCCAUCAGCCAUUGCAUUGUGGUUUCCUUGGAGACGAAGGUGGGAACACAAUAAUACUUCACUGGUAUCGCCGCAAGAGCAAUUUACACCAUGUAUGGGAUACCUUGAUCAUAGAGACAGCCCUGAAAAAGUACAACAUGGAUCUGUCAAUGAUGAUAGAAGACAUCCGGACAAGCAUACUGGAAGACUGGCCCAGUGAUGUGCCAGCAUGGGAAAGUUGUGGAGUAAAUCAGACUGUGUGCCCAAACUGGUAUGCUGCAGAGAGCAUCAGCGUAGCAUGCAAAUUUGUAUACAAGAAUGCCUCACCGGGAAGCACUCUUGGAGAUGAUUACUUCUUCACUCGCAUGCCUCACGUACGGAAAAGGCUGGCCCAAGGUGGUGUCCGUCUUGCCGCCACCCUAAAUCGCAUUUUCCUCGGCGGGUACUCUCUCCUCUACCACCUAACUGAUGACAUAUUUCCAGAGUGCAGUUCAAACACCAUUUGUGAUAGAGAAAACCAAAGUGCAUGUUAAGCAGCAAAGCUAAUCAGGAGCUAUAUAGCUCCUCGUUAUUCAAACAUCACAGUAGACUUGUUUUAUACCUCUUGUUGGUGUAAUUACUAUUAGAGUAACUAAUAGAUUUAGAUCGGUUAAUUUAAAAAAUAUAAAUUUAAAUAUAUAGGCAUGUGUUUUUCAUUCAGUUAGCCUAAGAUUUUAGAUUAAAUUAGACCCAUGUUUAAUAUGUUAAGCUCUAACAAUAUUA
Molecule: messenger RNA, 1239 nt
Organism: Dioscorea cayenensis subsp. rotundata (Guinea yam)
Lineage: Eukaryota; Viridiplantae; Streptophyta; Magnoliopsida; Dioscoreales; Dioscoreaceae
Product: endonuclease 4-like
Exons: 10
Coding region: 51-1010 (319 amino acids)
Biological process (GO): DNA catabolic process
Molecular function (GO): endonuclease activity; nucleic acid binding
Source: RefSeq, a predicted model, not a curated record